AUGGCCACUGCAGCGCAGGACCCCCACCUGGGCUCGGGCCCUGAUGAGGACGACGUGUCACUAUCGGGGAGUGAGUCUGAUACAGACAGCAUCCUCUCUGACGACUCUGUGCUUCCAGACUACACACUGGAGGCAACAGAUGGGCGUGCAGCAUUAACACUGUAUGGGGCAUGCGCCCGUAAUGAACCUGUCUCUCUGCGGAAAGUUCUGGAGAGAGGGGUGACAAAGGAGGAGGCCAGAGAGCUGGACAUCAAUGGCUGGAACGGUUUGAUGGUGGCCUGCUGCAAAGGGUUCAUCGACAUUGUACAUGGACUUCACAGCUGUCCCUUUAUAGACAUAAAUCACCAGGACACUGAAGGCAACACCGCUCUGAUGAUUGCAUCCCAAGCAGGUCACAUCAACACAGUCAUGUAUCUCCUAAACUAUUAUCCUGGUAUCGACACUGAAAUAAGGGAUUGUCGAGGUUUCACAGCCCUCAUCAAAGCUGCUAUGACCGGCCGCACUGAUGUUGUGGCCGCCCUUGUUAUGGCUGGGGCUGACAUAAAUGCAGUAGACUCCACAAAAGGAAAAUGCGCUCGGGACUGGGCACUGAAAACAGGCCGCUAUGAGACCCUACAGCGUCUCCGCCGCCUUAAUUUGCGGCCAAAAGCUGAGCAGUUCUGUGAGAGUUACGUCCCUGAGUGGCCUGAGCUCAAGGAGAGGGUAGCCAAGGCCAUGGCUGAGAAAAGUGCCACGGAAAAAAUCACCCAGCGGAUCAAAAACACAUUCGCUUUCAGAUUUCCCCGUGACCCCCAGGACAACGGGGCCUUGGACCACAUGGUGCGCAUUACCACCAGUGUCCACAGUCCCCUGAUUUCAACAGGUUGCCGUCCGCUCUGCCCAACAAGCCCACCUGAGGUGGGGAAAAGGCGCAUGGCUGUGCCAGAGCUGACGGAGAAACACACAUAUAAGGAAUUAGAGGAGAGCUCAGUGUGCCACAGCAAUGGCUCAGUUUCACAUAUCAUUCCCACAAUCCACUCAGCAGAGUCCAUCUCUACAACAUGCUGUGCCGAGACGGAGCGGCGAGGCAGCAUCCUCUCGUUGGCUUCGACCAAAGUUGCUACUGCAUUUAUUCCCCGCAGUAUGGCGAGAAGGAACAGCAUCUUCCCCUCUGGCUGCAUCCCAAAGAUCGACGUCAGCAGGCCUACAGAAGCAACGCCAAAGAAAGAAAAGAAGAAGAAGAAGAAGAAGGAUAAGCGCUUCCUGGAACCACCCAAGUGGAAGUACAAGGAGGCCAGGGAAGAGAAGAAGAGAGCUGAGAAAGAAAAGGCAGAGAAAGAGAAAAACAAGGAAAAAGACAGCAAGAAGGCCAAAAAAUAA
Messenger RNA from Plectropomus leopardus (leopard coralgrouper), 1359 nucleotides. It is a transcript of the gene ankrd33ab, whose product is annotated as ankyrin repeat domain 33Ab. Lineage: Eukaryota; Metazoa; Chordata; Actinopteri; Perciformes; Serranidae. Gene Ontology annotation, molecular function: protein binding. The record is from RefSeq and is a predicted model, not a curated record.